AAAUAUAAAUGGAGUUCUUUGUGUCAAAUGAACGCUAGCUGAACCCUAGCCGGCGGAUCUCCGCGGGCGGCAGUCAGGAGUGGAGGCGUGGUCGCACGGGCGAGGUCGCAAUAGGAGAGGCUCAGAGAGAUGGGGCGGCCUUACGCGGUGAAGGGGCGGAAGAAGAAGCGCAAGCUCGAGGAGGCGGCGGCGGCCUCGGACGCUGCCCCGCCCGUCGAAGAAGCGGAGGAGCUGCCACCGCCAGAGGUGAGAAGCGGCGAGGAAAAGAGCAGCGAGGAGGAUGAGGCAGCAGCGGGGGAGGAGGAGCACGCGGCGGCGGACGGGCUCCCAAUCCUACCCAGGACGGUUGAUGGGAAGCGGCGACCCGGCGCCAUCUUCGUACUCGAGAGGGCCUGCCUCGAGGUCGGCAAAGUCGGCAAGACUAUGCAAAUUUUGAACUCUGAUGAUCAUGCGAAUUAUUUGAGGAAGCAGAAUCGCAAUCCUGCAGAUUAUAGGCCUGAUAUCAUUCAUCAGGCUCUACUAGCAAUAUUUGAUAGCCCUCUAACUAAGGCUGGAAGGUUACAGGCUGUUUAUGUGAGAACUGAAAAGGGCGUAUUGUUUGAAAUCAAACCUCAUGUCCGCAUGCCAAGAACCUUUAAACGUUUCUGUGGUUUAAUGUCACAAUUGUUGCAAAAACUGAGCAUUACGGCAGUUGGAAAGCGUGAGAAGCUUCUCAACGUUGUUAAAAAUCCUGUCACUCGUUAUCUACCUGUUGGUGCACGUAAGAUUGGCCUUUCAUUUAGUGCUGAGAAGUCAGUCAACUUGUUUGACUAUGUUGCCAAAUCCAAUGACGACGAACCUCUUGUGUUUGUGGUUGGUGCCAUGGCCCAUGGAAAGAUCGACAAGGAAUAUACAGAUGAUUACAUACAAAUUUGCAACUACCCUCUCAGUGCUGCCUGCUGUUUAAAUCGGAUAUGCAGUGCCCUGGAGCAGAAGUGGAACAUCCAAUGAGGAACUUUUGACAAGCAUGGGAAUCUUGUUUUAUUAUAUACAUCUUACAUGUACUUCCCUCUGCUUAUGUACAAUGUUUGAAAGUUAAAACCAAAUGUUUCAGUGUGGCA
Messenger RNA from Zea mays, 1100 nucleotides. Its product is annotated as ribosome biogenesis protein NEP1. Gene Ontology annotation, cellular component: nucleus; small-subunit processome. Gene Ontology annotation, molecular function: rRNA binding; rRNA (pseudouridine) methyltransferase activity. NCBI's taxonomy places the organism in Eukaryota, Viridiplantae, Streptophyta, Magnoliopsida, Poales, Poaceae. The record is from RefSeq and is marked validated. Gene Ontology annotation, biological process: rRNA base methylation.